AUGUCUGCUGCGCUGUUGACAGGAUUUUUUGUCCUCUUGGCGGGUUUCUACAUCGCCACUUUCUAUGGCUGCAAGAGGCAGCAGUUGCCUCUUCCUCCUGGUCCUCGACGAAAGCCUAUCAUAGGCAACAUAUCUGACUUGCCUAAUUCGACUGAGAAAGACUGGGAGUUUUGGCUCAAGCAUAAGAAGCUUUAUGGCCCCAUCAGCUCACUCAAUGUCAUGGGCCAAACCAUCAUCAUCGUCAAUGACGCCCGGCUAGCCGUGGAGCUGAUGGAGAAGCGAUCCGCAAUCCACAUAUCGCGACCACAUCAGACCUUUGCGGAAAUGGCGGGCUGGAAAGAUAAAGUCCUAGGAGCAGUAACGGAUAUGGUGCAAUUCCGACAAACGCGACGCAACCUACAUCGCGAGAUCGGAUCCAACAAAUCCGUCGCUCGCUUCAAUGACAUCCAGACGGCGGAGGUGGCUCGGUUCCUGAUGAGGGUGUUGGAUGCGCCGGACAAGCUGGUCCAGCAUAUACGGAAGGAGGCAGGGGCCAUCAUACUCAAGAUCGGCUAUGGCUACACGAUUGAACCGCAUGGUCGGGACCCCUUGGUCGAUCUGGCCGACGUUGCAAUGGAGACCUUCGGCGUAGCGAUGCUGCCCGCUACUUGGGCGGUAGACUUCUUUCCUAUCUUGAGAUACGUGCCCGCCUGGUUUCCUGGGGCGGGGUUCAAGAAGAUCGCGCAAAGCUAUAGGAAGACAGUGGCGGCAUUCAGCGACAUCCCGUACGGAUUUGUCCAACAACAAAUGCGAGAUGGUUGCUUUGUGCCCUCUUUCCUAUCCAAUUUACUCCAAGCAGGUGCUCCAGAGCCAGGGUCGAAAGACGAAAAUACCAUUAAAUGGUCAGCCGGAUCGCUUUACGCAGGAGGGGCAGAUACAACGGUAUCUUCGAUAUCCAGCUUCUUCCUUGCAAUGGCUCUGUUCCCCGAGGUGCAGCGCAAGGCUCAGGAGGAACUCGACGCAGUGAUCGGGACGAAUCGGUUGCCCCAGUACGAGCAUCGGGAACAGCUGCCUUAUACCCACGCGCUAGUCAAAGAGGUCCUCAGGUGGCAUCCGGUAGUUCCGAUGUCACUGGCGCACACGCCUAUCAAGGAUGAUAUAAUCGAGGGUUAUUCUAUCCCGAAGGGAGCGACAGUUCUUGCCAACAUUUGGGAAUUUACCCACAACUCAGAUGUCUACGCAGACCCCAUGACUUUCAACCCAGAUCGAUUUCUGGCCUCCGAGGGGCAUCUCCCAGAGCGGGAUCCUCAUCUGCUUGUAUUUGGGUUUGGCCGGCGAGUCUGUCCUGGGCGCAAUCUGGCUGACGUGAACGUUUUCCUCACCGUCGCACAAUCACUGGCUGUCUUUGACAUAUCGAAGCCCAUUGAAGGUGGGAAAAUCAAGGAUAUCACUGCGGAGUUCCUUCCCGGGGUUAUCAGUCAUCCUGCCCCAUUCAAUGUGUCCAUCCGCCCGCGGAGCCCAGCGCAUCUGGAGCUGAUUCGGGCACUAGAGCAGAAAUACCCGUGGGAGAAGAGUAAUGCGGAAGAUCUGGGAAGUGUGCAGUAUUAGUGAAACGCUGAUAGAGAUGAAUUUUGCAGACGUCGAUUCGACAUGCCAAGUGCCGAUAAGGACAACCUUGCUGAAUGAUGCUGAGAUAGAGCGAGAAGAGAUUAUAUUCAUCUGUGAUCUACCCAGAUCUCUGUAUAUAAUGUUACAAGUCUUCGAUAUGCG
This is a messenger RNA of Aspergillus sclerotioniger CBS 115572, 1749 nucleotides long. Its product is annotated as cytochrome P450. Bases 1 to 1587 code for a protein of 528 amino acids. Gene Ontology annotation, molecular function: iron ion binding; oxidoreductase activity, acting on paired donors, with incorporation or reduction of molecular oxygen; heme binding. The transcript has 6 exons. The record is from RefSeq and is a predicted model, not a curated record. NCBI's taxonomy places the organism in Eukaryota, Fungi, Ascomycota, Eurotiomycetes, Eurotiales, Aspergillaceae.